AUGAAUGGCUACACUGAAUUUUCCCCCAGCCCCAGUGACCCCUCCAAGGAUGUGCUGAAGCCUGAGCCCAGCCGAGCCCUGCUCCAGGAAGACGUGGAGAUGAGCAGCGGCUCCAACGGAAAUGAAUCCAAUGAGAGUUGCUCCCCAGGGCAGGGCAGCGACUGGGAUGACACCAAGGGGCUGGGAAUGCUGGGGGAGCCGCCAGACGCCCACCAGGGCCCGGGGGCCUUUGGCCUGAUGAUGGCCACAUCUGCACAGAACCUGUCCACGAGUGGCUGCAGCAGCGAGCAGUCCAGCAAAGCGGAUGUGCACAGGGAGCUGAUCAAGACCCUGAAGGAGCUGAAGGUCCACCUCCCUGCGGACAAGAAGGCCAAGGGGCGGGCCAGCACGCUGGCCACACUGAAGUACGCCCUGCGGAGUAUGAAGCAGGUGAAAGCAAACGAGGACUAUUACCAGCUACUGAUGUCCAGUGACAAGCCCCCAUCCCUGGACGUGCCCGCCUACACAGUCGAGGAGAUAGAGAGCAUGGCCUCCGAGCACGUCGUGAAGAACACGGAUAUGUUCGCUGCGGCUGUGUCCUUGGUAACGGGGAGAAUCCUGUAUAUCUCAAACCAAGUGGCGUCCAUCUUUCACUGCAAGAGAGCCACCUUCACCAACGCCAAGUUCGUGGAGUUCUUGGCGCCUCAUGACGUCAGUGUGUUCCGCAGUGCCACCACUCCAUACAAGCUGCCAUCCUGGGGCACCUGCGGCGGGACAGAUUCUUUCCCUCAAGGAUGCAUGGAGGAGAAGUCCUUCUUUUGUCGCCUCAGUGUUGGGAAGACCCACGAGAAUGAGGUGCGUUACCACCCAUUCCGCAUGACGCCUUACGUGGUCAAGGUGCGCGACCCCCAGGGCCCUGCGAGCCAGCUCUGCUGCAUCCUGUUGGCCGAGAAAGUGCACUCCGGCUAUGAAGCUCCUCGGAUCCCUCCUGAGAAAAGGAUUUUUACAACCACACACACACCAAACUGCUUGUUCCAGGACGUGGACGAAAGGGCGGUCCCCUUGCUGGGCUACCUGCCUCAGGACCUGGUAGAGAGCCCCGUGCUCCUGCAGCUGCACCCGAGUGACCGGCCCCUGAUGCUGGCGGUCCACAGGAAGAUCCUGCAGUCCAGCGGACAGCCUUUCGACUACUCACCCAUCCGUUUCCGUGCCCGCAACGGCGAGUACAUCACACUGGACACCAGCUGGUCCAGCUUCAUCAACCCUUGGAGCCGGAAGAUCGCCUUCAUCAUCGGGAGGCACAAAGUCAGGGUGGGCCCCUUGAAUGAAGACGUGUUUGCGGCCCAGCCAGGCGCGGAGGAGAAGGCCCUGCCCGCCAGCGCCCAGGAGCUAACUGCGCAGAUCUACCGGCUGCUGCUGCAGCCUGUGCCCCACAGUGGCUCGAGCGGCUAUGGCAGCCUGGGCAGCAACGGGUCCCACGAGCACCUCAUGAGUCAGACGUCUUCCAGCGACAGCAAUGGCCCCGAGGACGCCCGCCAGAGGAGGCCUGAAAUUUGUAAAAACGUUGUUAUCAAGGCCAAAACCAAAAGCCAUUGUUCUCAUGAAUCCGGAGAGCAGAAGCGAACACCUGUUACAGAACUUCACAGUCGUCCCCCAGUGAAGGCGGCCCUGGCUGUGGACCAGGAGGGCCCAGGCACCAGUGUCCCCAGAGCCACCCUCCCGGAGGAGCUGGCAUACAAGGCCCAGCCCACCUGCUCCUACCAGCAGAUCAGCUGUCUGGACGGUGUCAUCAGGUACCUGGAGAGCUGCAGCGAGGCUGCCACACUGAAGAGGAAGUGCGAGUUCCCAGCCAGCGUCCCGGCCCUAAAUGCCAGUGACAAGCGCAAGGCCACUGGAGAAGCCCUGUUGAAGCCUGCCAAGGUGGACAGCCACGCUGAAGUCAGCGCUCACCUGACCUCGCUGCCGUUGCCCAGCAAAGCUGAGAGCGUGGUGUCCCUUACCAGCCAGUGCAGUUACAGCAGCACCAUCGUCCACGUUGGGGACAAGAAGCCGCAGCCUGAGCUAGAGAUGAUUGAAGACGCCACGAGUGGGGCUGAGUCCCUGGAUGGCCCGGCUGGCCCCACGCUCAGCUGCAGCUUGGGCCCUGAGACGGAGCCCCUUAAGAAUCUGGGCCUCACCAAGGAGGUGCUGGCCGCUCAUACCCAGCGGGAAGAGCAGAGCUUCCUGCACAAGUUCAAGGAGAUGCGGAAGCUUGGUGUGCUGCAGUCACACUGCCACCACUACUUACAGGACAGGUCCCGGGCACAGUCACGUGAGCUGGCUGCCCUGGGACUGAGAAGCGCUUCUGGGAUGCCCCCGUCGUGGAAGAAACCCGGGAGGAACAGAAAGCUUAAGCCUAAGCGGGCUCAGCCACGUGACUCCUCCGGGAGUACAGCAUCCGGAGGCCUGGCCCCCACCCGCGCUCCGCUCACGGGCCUCAACACCACGGCCUGGUCGCCGUCGGACACGUCCCAGUCCAGCUGCCCCGCCACGCCCUUCCCUGGCCCUGUGUCAGCCUACUCUCUGCCCGUGUUCCCCACACCAGGGCCGGUGGCAGCAGCGCCCACCGCCCCCCAGGCUGGCUUCACAGGGCCCGUGGGCACCCAGCCUGACUUUGCAGUCCAGCCCCCGCCGUUUGCAGCCUCCCUGGCUCCAGUCAUGGCGUUGGUGCUGCCUGGUUACCCCUUCCCUGCCGUGGCCCCGAACCUGCCCCAGCCCUUCUUCCCAGGCCAGACUAACUUUGUGGGGCACCCUGAGAUGACCCCUGCCUCCCAGCCCACGUUCCCCGGUCGGACCCCACUCCGCACACAGCCGUGCGCCUGCCCUCCGGCAGAACACGGGCCGCCAGCAUCACGUGCAGCCACUCCAGCCACCCCGUCGUCGGCCACUGGACCCGCGGGCCAGGCCUCCCCACCCCUCUUCCAGUCCCGCAGCAGCUCACCUCUGCAGCUCAACCUGCUGCAGAUGGAGGAGGGGCCCGAGGGCGGCGCUGCGGCCACGGGGGCUGCAGGGACCAUGGCUGCAGGGCCCAGUGCCAAGCCUGCCACUACCCGGGACCGCCCGCCGAAGGCCCAGCCAACACUCAGUGGACCCUGUGAGGCCCAGCACAGCGAUGCCCUCUCCACCUCCAGUGACCUGCUGGACCUCUUGCUGAAUGAAGACCUCGGCUCUGCCACGGGCUCGGCCCUCUCUGGGAGUGGUACCUCUGCCACCUCGGAUUCCCUGGGCCCCGGGUCACUGGGCUGCAGUGCCUCCCGGAGUGGGACAGGCAGCAGUGACACGGGUCACACCAGCAGAUACUUCGGAAGCAUCGACUCUUCGGAGAAUAAUCACAAAGCAAAGUCGGGCGUGGAUGUGGGCCAGAGCGAGCACCUCAUUAAGUACGUCCUGCAGGACCCCGUCUGGCUGCUGAUGGCCGACACGGACGACAGCGUCAUGAUGACCUACCAGAUGCCGGCCCGGAACCUGGACAUGGUUCUGAAGGAGGACAGGGAGAGGCUCAAAGCACUGCAGAGGUUCCAGCCCCAGUUCACGGAAGCCCAGAAGCAGGAACUCCGUGAGGUCCACCCCUGGAUGCAGGCCGGCGGCCUGCCUGCAGCCAUGGACGUGCAGGAAUGUGUUUACUGUGAAAACAAGGGAAAAGGCAGCAUUUGUGUCCCAUACGAGGAAGAGGUUCAAGACGUCUCUGUGCUGGGCCCCAGCACAGUCACGGACACCAACGAGGGAGGAAGUGGACCCCCCUGA
Orycteropus afer afer is the source of this 3762-nucleotide messenger RNA. It is a transcript of the gene PER2, whose product is annotated as period circadian regulator 2. Gene Ontology annotation, cellular component: cytoplasm; nucleus. Gene Ontology annotation, biological process: negative regulation of transcription by RNA polymerase II; circadian regulation of gene expression; entrainment of circadian clock by photoperiod. Lineage: Eukaryota; Metazoa; Chordata; Mammalia; Tubulidentata; Orycteropodidae. Gene Ontology annotation, molecular function: transcription cis-regulatory region binding; transcription corepressor binding. The record is from RefSeq and is a predicted model, not a curated record.